Scomber scombrus (Atlantic mackerel) is the source of this 2407-nucleotide messenger RNA. RefSeq names its product monocyte chemotactic protein 1B-like. Gene Ontology annotation, cellular component: extracellular region. Bases 1657 to 2019 code for a protein of 120 amino acids. Gene Ontology annotation, molecular function: chemokine activity; CCR chemokine receptor binding. Gene Ontology annotation, biological process: positive regulation of ERK1 and ERK2 cascade; monocyte chemotaxis; chemokine-mediated signaling pathway. The record is from RefSeq and is a predicted model, not a curated record. Lineage: Eukaryota; Metazoa; Chordata; Actinopteri; Scombriformes; Scombridae. The transcript has 4 exons.
AAAAAAAAAACCUAAAUAUGUUUAGAAGUACAAAUUAACUUUCUUCUGUUGAUUCUUGGCUUGUUUCUUUAAAUUGAAAUCGCGGAGUGGUGUGGGUCUCCUCCAUACCUGCCAACAUUUGAGUAGUAAACUCCAGGAGAUUUUUGCUUGGGGGAGAGAUAAGUAAACAAAUUAUUAUUUGGCUUAUUUGGUAUUUAUCUUAUUCACAAGUGCUUAUCUUACUUGUUUUUUUUGUGUUUUUGUUUUUGUUCAAUAAUUAGUCAGUAAACUCGGCAUUAUCUGACCCAGGCUGGAAAAUUUGCACUUUUAUUAACAGUUAAAAACAUUUCAGUGUGUUUCACCUUCUGUCAAACUAACGGAGCGGCGGCGGCUUCCGGUCUAAGCUUUCAAAAUAAAACCUUUGUUAUUAUGCGCUUCUCUUUAUUAUUAACAAAGUUGGGGCUUGUAAAAUUACGAAACAGUCCCGGGAGAAAAUACAAAACGGGAGAGCGGCGGGAGAUGGCUCUAAAAUGUGUUUUAAACAAAUAUGUCAGGGAAAAUGUGUGAUUAUUACUGGAAGUAUACUGAGUAUUUUAUUUUCUAAACUGCACUUACCGAGUUGUAUUGGGUGGUACUUCCUCUUUGCGCUGUGACUUUUCCCAGAAGGGUACGCAUUUCUGCUGCUCUCCAUAUUUUCAUUGUUUUUGUUGUAAAAGUGAAUGCACGUUACUUAAAAUACUUCUAAAGCUGGUGUAAUCAGUGUUAACUUGUAGAACUGUUGUGUUAUUUCUUUUCAUGCAUAAACUUGCUAAUUAGAGGAGAAGUUGGUGCUGCCUGUGUGUGCUGCAGGGCUGCCACGUAGCUUGUCACGAUAGAGCAGUGGUGUCAAAUUCAUUUUUAUUCAAGGGCCACAUACAGACCAAUUUGAUAAUGGAGGGAAGGAAGGAAAAAAAAAAGGUAAGGAAGAUAAGACAGACAGAAGGAAGUUGGGAAGGAAGGACAGACGGAAGGAAGGGUGGAAGGACAGAUGGAGGGAAUGAAGAAAGGAAAGAAGGGAGGAAGAACAGAUGGAAGGGAGGAAGGACAGAUGGAGGGAAGGAAGGAUAGAAGGAAGAAAGGGAGGAAGGACAGAUGGAAGGAAGAAAGAAAGGUAGGAAGGAAAAGAAUACAGGAAGGAAAGUGGGGCGGAUUAGACCCCUCGGCGGGACGAUUCUGGCCCGCGGGCCGCAUGUUUGACACCCCUGCGCUAGUGUACUGUUGAGAGGUUGUUGACAGGAGACAUGUAGUGACUUUCCUCAUGGUGUUACAUAGCACAGAGAGCAUGUAUGAGAGAACCUGUGAAUGUUUCUUCUCCAUAAUGCAGGGGAAUAAAUCGUGUUAGGGCCAUUCAGGAGUGUCUUUGCCUAUAAAACAACGCAGAAUUAGACCCACUACUAAAGUGUGUAUUAAUUAUAUUCAUAAUGGACGUAUGUAUGUGUGUGUGAGUGACCGGAAGGGCAGAAGGAGGAAGGGGAGGAGGUGCCAAGAGGUGACCGUGAAACUGAUAAACACUGCAUAUAUACAGCGGCUUGCACACAGAGGCAGUCACUUCAUUUCCUUUGCCACUGCAAGGCUAUUUGCCAGCUAAUCAGCCUCCAGUCAGACGAAAGGACGACCUCUCCAGCUCAGUGACCAGACAUGGCUCCAUGGGGUGAUGGAAAGCUCCUCUUCUGCGUCCUCUUCCUCACCUGCUGCAUAGGUGAGUUUUCUCAUGCAGGCAUCUUUCCAGAGACUUCGGCGCACAUGCCCACGGACUGCUGCGUGAGUACAGGCAGGCCUACAAUUGUAAAACAAUCAGUUGUAGACUACCGUCGACUGUUCAAAGGACAGGGCUGCCCUAUUGAUGCAGUGAUGUUUGUGACCAGAAAUGGGAAGAAACUCUGUUCAGUCACAGACUUGCCGGGGCUCAGUGAUGUGAUGAAACAUGUGGAUAACUUGAAGAAACGGUGCAAGGAUGGCACAUAUAAGCCCAGACGCUGCUUUGGAGUGAAUCGUGUGUAAACUGAGAAUGUGACCUCUGACCUCACAGCAUUGCCGCAGAGAGUCGACGAAAAGGUGUAUCCAACUAAUUACCAAACAAAUAAUACUAAUCUCUUGUUUCACACAAAAGCUAUUUUGGUAUUUCUCCUGUCUGUCCUGUAUUUCAUUGUAUAGAUAUGGUGUAGUACAUUUAGUACAUUAUGUUCAUUUAGUACAUUUACUUCAUUUGUGAUAACUAUAAAGCACUUUGAAGGAUUUUAAAAUAUAUUUUCUGUGGUGUCUCUGUUUUCAAUGACUGUAGAAGAAAUAUUUUACCUAAAUGUUUGUUUCUGGUCUUUUUUCUUAAUGGGACCUCAUGGUGCAUAUCUUGCUAUCCUGAAAUCCUGAUAAAUAAAAUACUGCAUUAAUA